CCUUUUCUAGCCUUGAUCCGAGGUUUGCAGUUGUUCCGUUUCUCACACCCAAGUGUUCAAAGACUUCUAGCUCCAGUGGCAGGUUCCUACAAUUGUUAGCCUUGACCUUGGCCAAAGCCUUUCUCUGAACCUCAGUUUCUCCAGUUAUAAGUAAGAGAUGAUACCUGUCUAAGGUGUUCUAAGAAUACACGAGAGCGUGUGUAGGGCAGGGCCCAGUGCUUACGAGCAGAGUGCUUGUAAAUAGCGGCACUUCCUGAGCACUUGCUCUGUUCCGGGAUGGAGCUGAGCACUAGUUGUCCCGGUCUAGCCCUCCCAGUUGGUUUGGAAGGCAGGUACAUUUGUUCCUGUUUCUCAGCCAAGGACUGGAGGCCCGACAGUUUACUGGGCUGGGCCGGGCCUGUCGUGGGGCAGCCGUUCAGACUGCCCGCCGCCAGGCUUCCAGUCCCCGCCCGCUGCGCUUCCCGCCGACGGAGACUCCCGGGCCGGCCCCGCCCCCUCCGCUGCAGUUCCGCCCCCGGCAUAGCCCCGCCCCCGGCAUAGCCCCGCCCCCAGGCGGAGCCGGCGCCCGGAGCUGUAGCGGGAGAGCAGGCAGCUGGACCCCAUCGCGGGAGGAGGUGGCAGAGGGCAGGAACCGGCCUGCCGGCUGGGCAGCAACCACCCGUGCCUGCCAAUGCGGCCCGGCACCCGGAGAGCCAAGUCCCCAGGUCCGAGGCACGCCCAUGUGGGCCGGCGGCGUGGGGAGUCCUCGGCGGGGCCCAGCCCCUGAGCCCACCGAUGACCUCUUCGCCCGCAAGCUGCGCCAGCCGGCGCGGCCCCCGCUGACGCCACACACCUUCGAGCCCAGGCCAGCCCGCGGCCCGCUCCUGCGCAGCGACAGCGAUGCGGGCGAGGCCCGGCCCCCGACACCGGCCAGCCCUCGCGCCCGCGCCCACAGCCACGAGGAGACCGGCCGCCCCCCCGCGCCCCCCGCCCGCUUCUUCUCCGACCCGCUGGCGCUGCUGGGGCUGCCGGUCGAGGAGCCAGAGCCCGAGUUCCCGCCCGUGCCCGAGCCCCGCUGGUUCGCCCACUAUGACGUGCAGAGCCUGCUCUUUGACUGGGCUCCGAGGCCCCGGGGGACGGGGGGCCACGCAGAGGCGGGCUCUGGGACCCCCGCCUCGUCUCAGGACCAGACUGCCCGCUCCGACCUGCUGCUUGAGGCGCCUGGCUUCGUGAGUGAGCUCGGGGGUGAGGGCGAGCUGGGACUGGGUGGACUGGUGUCUCCACCUGUGCCCCCCUCACUGCCCAACGCGGCCGUGUCCGUCCUGGAGGAGCCACAGAACCGAACCUCGGCCUACAGCCUGGAGCAUGCAGACCUGGGCGCUGGCUACUACCGCAAGUACUUCUACGGCAAAGAACACCAGAACUUCUUCGGACUGGACGAGGUGCUGGGCCCGGUGGCAGUGAGCCUGCGGCGGGAGGAGAAGGAGAGCAGCGGAGGGGGCACUCUGCACAGCUACCGCAUCAUCGUGCGGACCACGCAGCUCCGGACCCUCCGUGGCACCAUCUCGGAGGACGCGCUGCCGCCAGGGCCCCCGAGAGGCCUGUCCCCAAGGAAGCUUCUAGAGCACGUGGCAUCGCGGCUGAGCCCGACCUGCCUGCGCCUGGGCUCAGCUUCACCGAAGGUGCCCCGCACGCUGCUUACGCUGGACGAGCAAGUGCUGAGCUUCCAGCGCAAGGUGGGCAUCCUGUACUGCCGGGCGGGCCAGGGCUCGGAGGAGGAGAUGUACAACAACCAGGACGCAGGACCCUCCUUCAUGCAGUUCCUCACCCUGCUGGGUGACGUGGUGCGGCUCAAAGGCUUUGAGAGCUACAGGGCCCAGCUGGACACCAAAACGGAUUCCACGGGCACGCACUCCCUCUACACCACGUACCAGGACCAUGAGAUCAUGUUCCACGUGUCCACGAUGCUGCCUUACACCCCCAAUAACCAGCAGCAGCUCCUGCGGAAGCGCCACAUUGGCAACAACAUUGUGACCAUCGUGUUCCAGGAACCCGGCAGCAAGCCCUUCUGCCCCACCACCAUACGCUCGCACUUCCAGCACGUAUUCCUAGUCGUGCGGGCCCACGCGCCCUGCACUCCGCACACCUCCUACAGGGUGGCUGUGAGCCGCACCCAGGACACCCCGGCCUUUGGGCCAGCUCUGCCCCCUGGCGGAGGUCCCUUUGCGGCCAACGCCGACUUCCGGGCCCUCCUGUUGGCCAAGGCGCUCAAUGGCGAGCAGGCGGCGGGCCACGCACGCCAGUUCCACGCCAUGGCCACGCGCACGCGCCAGCAGUAUCUGCAGGACCUGGCCACCAACGAGGUGACCACCACGUCGCUGGACUCGGCUUCCCGUUUCGGCCUGCCUUCCCUGGGCGGGAGGCGGCGGGCGUCCCCCCGGGGCCCGGGCGCUGAGCUGCAGGCGGCAGGGGCGCUGGUGUGGGGCGUACGCGCGGCGCCCGGGGCGCGGGGCGCGACCGGAGCCGAGGAGGGCGGCCCUGACGGCGCAGAGGUGCCAUGCCUGCUGGGCAUCUCGGCCGAGGCGCUGGUGCUGGUGGCGCCGCGCGACGGCCGUGUAGUCUUCAACUGCGCCUGUCGCGACGUGCUGGCCUGGACCUUCUCCGAGCAGCAGCUCGACCUGUACCACGGCCGCGGGGAGGCGAUCAUGCUGCGGUUCGACGGGCCCCCCGGCCAAGCCGUUGGCGAGGUCGUGACGCGCCUGCAGCUGGUGAGCCGCGGCUGCGAGACCCGCGAGCUGGCGCUGCCCCGCGACGGCCAAGGCCGCCUGGGCUUCGAGGUGGACGCCGAGGGCUUCGUCACGCACGUGGAGCGCUUCACGUUCGCGGAGACGACGGGGCUGCGGCCCGGGGCGCGCCUGCUGCGCGUGUGCGGCCAGACGCUGCCCAGUCUCGGCCCCGAGGCCGCUGCCCAGCUGCUGCGCUCGGCGCCCAAGGUCUGCGUCACCGUCCUGACCCCCGACGAGAGCGGCCGGCCCCGCAGGAGCUUUUCGGAGCUGUACAUGCUGUCUCUGCAGGAGCCCAGCCGGCGGGGGGCUCCCGAGCCAGUGCAGGAUGAGGCCCCAGCAGUGGCCCUACUGGCCACCACGAAGCAGCUGCUGCAAGUGUGCCUGAACGAUGGCAGUGGUCCUCCAGGGCCCGGGGACCUGGCCGAGGAGAGAACCGAGUUCCUGCACAGCCAGAACCCUCCAUCACCCUGCAGCUCCCUGUCCGACGAGGCCCCAGUCCUGCCCAACACCACCCCGGACCUCCUCCUUGCCACCACAGCCAAGCCGGCAGCACCCAGUGCUGGCAGGGAGACACCCCCCACCCAGGACGGGCCAGGCAGCCCCAGUGGCUGUGAGGACAGGGGUGACCCAGCCCCGGAACUGAGGGCCUCCUUCUUGCCACGAACCUUGUCUCUGAGGAACUCCAUCAGCAAAAUCAUGUCAGAGGCGGGCAGCGAGACCCUGGAAGAUGAGUGGCAGUCCAUCUCAGAGAUCGCCUCCACCUGCAACACCAUCCUGGAGUCGCUCUCCCGGGAGGGGCCACCCAUCCCAGAGAGCAGAGAUGCCAAGGGAACUCCAAAAUCUGACGCUGAGCCAGAACCCGGGAGCCUGUCUGAGAAGGUCUCUCACCUGGAGUCCAUGCUCAGGAAGCUGCAGGAUGACCUGCAGAAGGAGAAGGCAGACAGGGCGGCCCUGGAGGAGGAGGUGCGGAGCCUGCGACACAACAACCGGCGGCUGCAGGCCGAGUCCGAGAGCGCGGCCACCCGCCUGCUCCUGGCCUCCAAGCAGCUGGGCUCCCCCACCAGCGACCUGGCCUGAAGCUGUCGGGUCCAGCCUCAGCCUGGCUGCGGACCUGCUGGAACUGCCCGGUCGCUCGCUUGGGGCACCUGGGCCAUACCAGGCCCUGGGCCCUCCUCAGGGACUAUCCCUGCGCGAGGCGCAUCUUAGCACUGCCCCCGCUCCCCGGCCCAUUAUUUGGUGGCAUUUUGGUGGCGAAGUUGCCCCUCUACCCCAUCCCCGUUUGUAAAUAUUCUGUGGAGAAAAGGGGAUUUCAGGGAAUAAAGAAGCCACCGUUAUUUGUGUC
Molecule: messenger RNA, 4107 nt
Organism: Orcinus orca (killer whale)
Lineage: Eukaryota; Metazoa; Chordata; Mammalia; Artiodactyla; Delphinidae
Gene: SIPA1
Product: signal-induced proliferation-associated 1
Exons: 16
Coding region: 720-3842 (1040 amino acids)
Biological process (GO): epithelial cell morphogenesis; activation of GTPase activity; establishment of epithelial cell polarity
Cellular component (GO): cytoplasm; plasma membrane; Golgi apparatus
Molecular function (GO): GTPase activator activity; protein binding
Source: RefSeq, a predicted model, not a curated record